AUGAGCGGUUGUUUCUUCUUGGACCACGCUGGGGAAGUUUUGCUUACUCGGAAUCAAGAUGCUUUGUCCUGGAAAUUUCUGGAUUCUUCAGAUUGUGAGAGAAGGAAUUGUUUGGGAAUUAGAAAUUCUGAGAAUCUGAAAACAGAGAUCAAAUUCUCUGAUAUUUAUGCUGUGGAGUUUGCUAACUAUGGUGUGGUGCAUAGUCCAAAGUUAGGAAUUAGGCAUGCCAAAGAAUGCCGCUUGUUAAAGACUCGAGAGAUGUAUCGGUUCACUGUGCACGGAUUUCAAAGUUCAACAAAGGAGCCUUGUCUUUGGAAACUUGCGACAUUCACUUUUGGCCAUACGGAUUUGCAGACGUGCCAGAGCUGGAUGGAUCAGUUGAAUUACUCUUUGAUCAAGGAAAUCGAAAGACCAAGACAUCUUUUGGUAUUUGUCCAUCCAAAAAGUGGCAAAGGAAAUGGCUCCAAGAUCUGGGAAACUGUUUCCAAGAUCUUCAAUCUUGCUAAAGUUAAUACAAAGGUGGUUUUGACAGAACGAGCAGGACAUGCAUUUGAUGUAAUGGCAUCUAUUCAAAACAAAGAGCUCCAUUUGUAUGAUGGAAUCAUAGCUGUUGGUGGGGAUGGUUUCUUCAACGAAAUCCUUAAUGGAUAUCUUUUGUCAAGACUCAAAGUCCCUCUUCCACCAAGUCCUUCAGAUUCCUUCAAUUCUUUUCAAAGUCGAGGUAGCUCCUCAGUUCCAGAAUCAGGAGAUGCAGUUCAUGAGACUGACCAGAAAGAACACUUUCCUCUUCUUCCUGAUUCAAACCAAGAGGUCAUGAAUUUCAGGGCAUUCAAUGGGUCAUGUGAAGGAAUUGAAGGUCCCGAUCAUCCCUUCAAUGGUGAAAGGCCUAGAUUUGGCCUCAUCCCGGCAGGUUCCACCGAUGCAAUAGUUAUAUGCACUACAGGAGCUCGUGAUCCUAUUACAUCUGCGCUGCAUAUCAUUCUAGGUAGAAAGAUCUUCCUUGAUGCAAUGCAGGUUGUGCGGUGGAAAACGGCAUCAACCUCGACGAUUGAACCUUUUAUUCGUUAUGCAGCCUCGUUUGCUGGAUACGGGUUUUAUGGUGAUGUCAUUUCAGAGAGUGAAAAAUAUCGGUGGAUGGGUCCCAAGCGCUAUGAUUAUGUUGGAACUAAAGUAUUCUUGAAGCAUAGAUCAUAUGAGGCAGAGGUGAUGUUUGAAGAAGCUGAAGCAGAGAACGCCAAAGCUUCCCCACACACGCGGAGUAAGAGAUGGCCAUUUCGAAAUACAACAAGAUCAGAGAAAAUACCAUGCCGUGCAAAAUGCAGCAUUUGUAACAGCAAGACGGAGGAUGGGAAAAUCAUAAGUACAAGACCCAAUGCAAGAUGGUGUAGAACGAGAGGGCGGUUUCUGAGUAUAGGUGCUGCGGUGAUGUCAAACCGAAAUGAAAGAGCACCUGAUGGUCUUGUCGUUGAUGCACACCUCUCAGACGGUUUCCUUCAUCUCAUACUCAUCAAAGAUUGCUCUCUUCCCAAGUACUUAUGGCACCUCACCGAGCUUGCGAAAAAAGGCGGGGAGCCUUUGAACUUCGAGUUUGUUGAAUAUCAUAAGACUAGAGCUUUCACAUUUACUUCGAUAGGGGAAGAGAGUGUGUGGAACUUGGAUGGAGAGAUCUUUGAGGCUCACCAUUUAUCAGCUCAAGUCUUGCGUGGUCUUAUACCUCUCUUCGCAUCUGGUCCUGAGUUCAGGUUUGACUACGAAGACGACCUGAAGAAAGUGCUUGACAAUAGACCCUACAAGUACUCACGCAGGAUGGUCAUCCUCCAACGGUGGAAACCAAUCAUCUCCCCAUCUUUCCCUUCCCGAAUCCCGUUCUGGAUAAUCCUAAAGGAUCUACCUCUCCACUACUGGAAGAAAGAGCUUCUCUACAGCAUAGGAAACGAAAUAGGCGACCUCAAAACGCAUGAACUCUCAGCAAUGGCGGCAAAAAUAAAAGUGGAAAUAGAUGGACUCAAACCACUCACCAAAUAA
This is a messenger RNA of Microthlaspi erraticum, 2025 nucleotides long. Lineage: Eukaryota; Viridiplantae; Streptophyta; Magnoliopsida; Brassicales; Brassicaceae. The record is from the annotation of a GenBank genome assembly.